GGGGCGUGGCAAUCACAACACUGGAAGCAUAACUGGAAGCACAAUAAAAUCUAUGCUGGAAGCUAGCUAGAGCAGAGAGAGCUAGAGCUACUACUGCUAGCCGGCCAGAGAGAGAAGAUGAUUGCUGCUCAAGUUCUAGUGAUAGUUCUUCUAAACUGCUGCUUCAUAGGUCUCCAAGCAGAGCCACAGCUGCUACUGUCCUCUGUGGUAUUUCGUCAUGGAGAUCGGUCACCAAUAGUGACAUACCCCAAAGACCAAUAUCAUGAAUCUGACUGGCCCCAAGGCUUCGGCCAACUCUCAAUAGCAGGCAUGCAACAGGAGGAGCAGCUGGGCAGUUUGCUUAGAGCCAGAUAUGUGACUGACACGUACCCAAACUUCCUGCAUCCAAACUACACACGUGUGCAGGUGAACGUGAGGAGUACAGAUGUGGACCGUACCUUAAUGAGUGGGGGUGCGUUGCUUUCCGCUCUCUAUCCACCAGAUAACAGUCAAAGGUUUAAUGACUCAAUAGCGUGGCAACCAAUCCCAAUACAUACUGUGUCUAAGGAGAAUGAUCAUAUGCUCCGUGGCUAUGACGAUUGCCCUGCGUACAGUAAGCUACGAGAAGCUGACAAAACAACUGCCGAGUAUCAGAAAAUGGAAGCUGACAAUAAGGCUUUCUUUGCUGAGCUGCAAGGAUACACUGGACUUCCGGCUAUCGAUCUUUCCAACGUUUGGAGUAUAAAAGAUUCUGUGUUUGUUGAGAAUGUCACGGAGGGUAAGCAAUCUCCCUCGUGGGCUACUGCUGAGAUUAUGGCUAAGCUAGCAACGCUUAAUGACUACACUCUGGGGUUGUUCUUCAGCUCUAGACAAAAGAACAGACUUACUGCUGGUGUUUGGUUGGGCAAGCUGCUUGGAGACAUGCAGAGCGUAGCCAAUAAAAGUGAUACAACCUCAAAGCUCUUUCUCUACUCUGCUCACGACACCACUGUUACGUGUAUGCUGUCCGCUCUGGGAGUAUUCAACGGGAAACAGCCACCGUACGCAACAGCCUUUGUAGUGGAGCUGUACUUUGACCCCAGCAUAGAGCUGUACCAAAUCCAGCUCUCGCUGAGGUUGGGUCCGGAUGGGGUAAAUUUUACUCUUCUGGAAUUACCGGAAUCAAGUCAUUGUGCUGACAGACACUACUGUACUUUGGAAGAGUUUAAAACGUUCGUGACACCGCUCAUACCCAGUGAUAUUGAACAGGAGUGCAGUGUGUCCUCCCCCUCACAAUCUAGUGGUAGUCUCGGAACAGCGUUUGGACUGGUGGUGGCUGCGUUGGUGAUUGUGAUUGUCCUGCUAAUUAUUGCCAUGGUGAUCAUGCGUAAGAGAAGCAAAAAAUACAACUACGACCAAUUUAAUAGAGCUUAAUUUGUAAUUAACAGUCAUUUAUUUUUGAGCGCUGCAUAAUUAUUUUAAUGUUAGGCAAUAACAUUUUUUUUUUUUACUUUAAUGAGUUAUAAUUAUAGCUUAGCUAUUACAUACGUUGAACUCAUUGUUACAUGUACUGGAGUCUGUUUAAAUGUUGUAUAUAUACGAGACCUUAAAUUAUAUAAUUACUACUGUUA
Messenger RNA from Halichondria panicea, 1589 nucleotides. Its product is annotated as lysosomal acid phosphatase-like. Bases 118 to 1392 code for a protein of 424 amino acids. The transcript has 13 exons. Gene Ontology annotation, molecular function: phosphatase activity. The record is from RefSeq and is a predicted model, not a curated record. NCBI's taxonomy places the organism in Eukaryota, Metazoa, Porifera, Demospongiae, Suberitida, Halichondriidae. Gene Ontology annotation, biological process: dephosphorylation.